CUCCUCGCAGUGGACGGCACACUUACGAGUAUUCUUGUACCCAAGCAAAGCUGGUUUUUGGUCACUCUGUGGCCGGUGUAAACAGUCACUAAUCGAAGGAACGGUUGUUAUGUACCGUUAUUUCCCCAGUUGCCAUGCAAAAAUAUGAGAAGCUUGAGAAGAUAGGAGAAGGCACAUACGGGACUGUGUUCAAGGCGAAAAACAGAGAGACGCAAGAGAUUGUUGCGCUGAAGCGUGUGAGGCUCGAUGACGACGACGAGGGAGUACCAAGUUCUGCGUUGCGAGAGAUCUGUCUUCUUAAAGAACUAAAGCACAAGAAUAUUGUGAGGUUACAUGAUGUUCUUCACAGUGAGAAAAAAUUGACUCUUGUAUUUGAGCACUGUGACCAGGACCUGAAGAAGUAUUUUGACAGCCUCAAUGGGGAGAUUGAUCUCGAAGUUGUUAAGUCCUUUAUGUUCCAGCUUCUUCGUGGCCUUGCAUUCUGCCAUAGCAAUAACAUCCUGCAUAGGGAUCUCAAGCCACAAAAUCUUCUAAUUAACAAAAAUGGAGAGCUAAAGUUAGCCGACUUUGGUCUGGCAAGGGCGUUCGGAAUUCCUGUUAGGUGCUACUCCGCCGAGGUUGUCACGCUUUGGUACAGGCCCCCAGAUGUUCUUUUUGGGGCUAAGCUCUACACAACGUCCAUCGACAUGUGGUCUGCUGGCUGCAUUUUCGCAGAGCUUGCAAAUGCAGGAAGACCACUGUUCCCUGGGAGUGAUGUGGAUGAUCAACUAAAACGGAUAUUCAAGCUCUUGGGAACACCAACUGAAGACACCUGGCCAGGGAUGACACAGCUACCAGACUACAAGUCGUUCCCACUAUACCACCCAACAACCAGCUUUGCGCAAGUGGUGCCAAAGUUGAGCUGCAGAGGACGAGACCUCCUGCAGAAACUCCUAGUCUGCAAUCCAUCCAUGAGGCUCUCGGCAGAAGAGGCCAUGCAGCACCCGUACUUCAGCGAUCUCCCGAGCUCGAUAAGGAACGGCUGAUCGCCUCUUCUCACAAGUGGCUCGUGGUAACCACCUCUAAGGCACUGUCUGCAACCAUUUCACUACAUUCAUUUCAUUUGAAUUCAGUAAUGUAUAUAUAGAGUCAACGUCACGGCUCCCUCAUUUCAGUGUUGGUACGUUACCUUUUCUUGCUUUUUAAGUGUCUUUUCUUACUGGAAGUUUAUUGUCAGAAUGGUCUUAGUGGCAUUGAUGGAAUUAAGAGAGCUUGUACCUGAUAAGCGAUAGAAAUGUGAUCAAACAAUCAACUUCAGGCAGCUGUAAAUGACAAGAAUUUUUCUUACAUUUAAUUAAUUUAAAAUGAAAGAAGCAAGCUGCAGUCAUGGAUAAUUUUUAAUAUACUUGCUGUGGAAGUGGAUGUCAGGAACGUAAGCUUAUGGACUGUGAGUGCAAUUCUUUUUUGAGGUCAAAUCAGUAGCCAAGCAUUAGAAGGGAAUUUUAAUACUAACUUCACAUGUGGCUGAAGAUGGUGCUGGUCUAUUCCAGGUUCCAUGCAUAGUGUGUGAUAAAGCUUUUCAGACCACUGAUCGUCUGUAAACUUUUGUCCUUUCCGGUGAAAAGUUUGUGGCUUAGGUUGAUGUUGAACUGAAGUUUCGUGUGGCCAUCAUUAAUGUGUGCUUUAUAACAAUGAUAUGGUCAGACUUUUGGUUGUGUGCUGCUGCUUUUAAAACAUUCUACACAUGUGCGAAAUAUUCUCAGUUUCAGUGCCAUAUACCAUUCAUAUUUAAGCUGCACAAGCUCCUAUUAACAAUGAGUUUGAAUACAUAAUGAGCCUGCUUUGUUACAAACCACUUUCUUUUGUAUUGCAAGCCGACUUCUGAAAGGUAAAUAUUUAUUAAAAAGUGUCGAGCAAUGUUAUUGUUUGAAACUGUUUGGUAAAGGUGUAGAUAAUAUGUGGCUGGUGGCUAAAAAGACAAAGACAAAGUAUACAUGGAUGUAGAAUGAGGUGCUUUUUCUUCAGGAAGAAUGGUUUUCAGAUGUUCAUGUAUACUUGCAGUGCUGACAUGGAGAAUAAAAGUAACUUUUGGCAGUCAAAAAGGAUGUUAUGCUCAUUUCUUGUGGAUGAGUUGCUAUGUUAGACCAAUUAAAUGUAGCAUGAUUGCACAUUUUGUGGAAAUUCGUGAAAGAGUUUUCUCAUUAGAAUAGUAUUCAUUCUUUAUGUCCUAAAAGCUGUUCAUGUCCUACUACAUGUCUCAACAAUGGAAUGUUGUGUUACUCUACGUUCUCUACAUUUUGAAGUGAUGCUUAGAAAAAAAUAACUUGGGCUCUUACAGUAAAUACUCUACUACAGUACCAAAAAAUUUGUUUUUACCAUGAGCGUCACAAAUCACCUAAGCUUAUCACAAAUUGGUAAGCGAGAAACGAUUACAGACUGGUGGUGACACUGUAUGACAUUUUUUUGCCAGCUUGCUGCGACAUGGAUUUUGAAGGCCUCCACUCAGGCUUAAAUUCUUAUUGCUUAACAUUGAUUGUAUUCCAAAAGGGCACAGACUGAACUUGAGAAUAUCCGAGAACUUUUACUAAGUUGUGUUGGCCCUGAUACGAAAAACAUACAUUGAAAUCCAUGACAUCACUGACAUGCUAGUGCUGGCAUUUUGGCACUACACUAUAAAAUUGAAACUUCCUAAAAAUAUAAUUAUCAUAGCACUCUAAACUGAUGCAGCAUUUCUCAUCAGUUUUCCUUUAAAAGCAGCUACCAGCUCAUACAUCUAAAUGACUAAGUUAGCAUGUUUUUUGUGGUGAGACUACCUUGCUGUGCCCAGGAGGAAUGUAACUAUUGACCUGAUAAAGGAUGUAUUAUUUAAUGAACAGCACUCAGAGGAGUGUUUUUUUCUUUCAACCACUUGUCAGUGGUAGCAAGCCUUCAUAGUCGUGUCCUUGCUUGUGCACUCGAGAGUAAAACCAGUCACUGU
This is a messenger RNA of Rhipicephalus sanguineus (brown dog tick), 2956 nucleotides long. It is a transcript of the gene Cdk5, whose product is annotated as cyclin-dependent kinase 5. Bases 135 to 1025 code for a protein of 296 amino acids. Lineage: Eukaryota; Metazoa; Arthropoda; Arachnida; Ixodida; Ixodidae. The transcript has 11 exons. Gene Ontology annotation, molecular function: cyclin-dependent protein serine/threonine kinase activity; ATP binding. Gene Ontology annotation, biological process: synaptic vesicle transport; neuron apoptotic process; axonogenesis. Gene Ontology annotation, cellular component: cytoplasm; nucleus. The record is from RefSeq and is a predicted model, not a curated record.